This is a messenger RNA of Sphaerulina musiva SO2202, 684 nucleotides long. RefSeq names its product FKBP-like protein. Lineage: Eukaryota; Fungi; Ascomycota; Dothideomycetes; Mycosphaerellales; Mycosphaerellaceae. The record is from RefSeq and is a predicted model, not a curated record. The transcript has 2 exons. The coding region runs from base 1 to 369 and encodes 122 amino acids. Gene Ontology annotation, molecular function: peptidyl-prolyl cis-trans isomerase activity; DNA binding. Gene Ontology annotation, biological process: rRNA processing.
AUGGCACCUAAGGGCAAAGGCGCUGCCGACAAGGGCAAAUCCAAAGACUCCAAAGACGGCGGCGGCAAGGCUGCCAAAGCCGCUCAGACGAUCAAUGUCCGACAUAUCCUCUGCGAGAAGCACGCCAAAAAACAAGAGGCUCUGGCAAAACUGAACGCAGGCGCCAAGUUUGACGAAGUCGCGCGAGAAUUCUCGGAGGACAAGGCUCGUACAGGAGGAGCGCUUGGAUGGAAGACCAAGGAAGCUUUACUCCCCGAGUUCUCGGCGGUCGCUUUCGAGCUGGCCGCAUCUACGACGGCCAAUCCGGUCAUUGGCGAGUGCAAGACUACGGAGGGAUAUCAUAUCAUCAUGGUCGAAGGGCGGAAGUAGGGUCUCGGUAUUCUGUUUUGUACCUUGACAUUGUAUACGGACUAUGGCCGAGGUGUGAUGGGAAGCCGAGGUAUAGAACUACAUUACGGUACAUGUAGUCUUCUAGCCAUCCAUCCCACGCUCUUGUCACUAUGAGUACAUGUAGGAUCGGAUAGGCAUCUAUACAUGUGUGAUGAAUCGCACAGGCGAUGCUUCAGAGAUGACGAGGGAGGAUCCGGAACAGGACACACCAUCAAGCUCCACCUAUAGUAGAAACUACUACUCUAUAAUGUAACUACAUGUAUUCGUUGCAGACAACACGUUCAUCAGAUUCAC